Ogataea philodendri is the source of this 1647-nucleotide messenger RNA. RefSeq lists its product as uncharacterized. Gene Ontology annotation, cellular component: membrane. Gene Ontology annotation, biological process: transmembrane transport; carbohydrate transport. The transcript has a single exon. NCBI's taxonomy places the organism in Eukaryota, Fungi, Ascomycota, Pichiomycetes, Pichiales, Pichiaceae. Bases 1 to 1647 code for a protein of 548 amino acids. The record is from RefSeq and is a predicted model, not a curated record. Gene Ontology annotation, molecular function: carbohydrate:proton symporter activity.
AUGUCGCAGAACUACAAGAAGCUUAGUAGCAGGCCUACGGAGUUUUCUCCGUUUGCAGAGGAAAGCUCGAGCUCAAAUCACGACGCCCACUCGAUUUCAUUAGAGCCUAUAAAUAUCAACACAUCAGCAGAAACUAAGACUCAGCAAUGGCAACAUGAGGAGAACGUUUUUGCAGACCCUGCAGAUCCUCCAGACGAUGUGUCCACGGCGUACUCACACGUUGAUUUUGAUAUUGAGGUGAAGAGCAAACUGAAAGGUCGCAAGUUGCUCUACUUCACUUCCUUAUUUAGCUCCAUUGGGGUUUACCUGUUUGGAUUCGAACAAGGUGUCAUGUCGUUAAUUAUCACAGAGAAGUCGUUUCUGAACUACUUUGACAAUCCAAGCAGCAUUGAAAUUGGAACUCUGAUUGCCAUUUUGGAGUUAAGCGCGCUUUUCGCAGCUCUGGUUGUCCCGAAGGUUUCCGAUUCCAAGGGAAGAAGAUAUACAAUUAUUGUGGGGGCAUUGCUCUUUUGUGUGGGGGGACUUUUCCAGACGUUUGCACCAUUCGAGAAGAUAUGGAUCAUGAUGAUAGGACGCGUGAUUUCCGGCGCCGGAAUAGGAUUUCUCAGUUCUGUGAUCAAUCUUUAUCAAUCCGAGUGUUCUCCGAACGACGAGCGUGGAAUGAUCGCGUCAAUGACUUUCAGUUGCAAUAUCCUUGGGUUUGCUUCAUCUAUCUGGUUGGACUUUGCGUGUUCCUUCAUGACAGGCAUCACUGCUUGGAAACUGCCUCUGUUGGUGCAAGUUCUUCUUGGAGCUGUGCUAUUUUUCGGUGGCUUUUACAUUGUCGAGUCGCCGCGUUGGCUUUUGGCAAUGGAUCGCGACAACGAAGGAUACGGAAUCCUCAAGCUCUUCUAUGAUGACGAUCCGGAUACCGACAAGGCCAAGAAAGAGUUCCUUUCCAUCAAGCACAUUAUUGAAAACGAAAAAGAACAGUCCGAAAUUGAACGGCGGAGCUGGUGGGCCACUGUUGUCAAGAACCGCAAAGUCAUUGCUAUUGGUGCAUCCUCGCUCUUCUUUGCCCAAUUCAAUGGUAUCAAUCUUGUUGGUUACUACGCUCCUUUGAUCUUCGAGCAGGUUGGAUUUGAAGGAAAAUCCGCGUUUGUCAUCACCGGAAUCAAUGCCAUCAUAUACCUGCUCUCGACACUGAUUCCUUGGUUUUUGGUGGAUAACAUCAGAAUUGGUGGCCGUCGGCGUUUGUUCAUCGUCGGAGGCCUUGUGAUGGGCUGCUGUAUGUUUGUUUCUGGACUAAUGAGCUCGCUCAACAGUAAAGUUGGAUCGAUCUUUGUUGCUAUUCUCAUUGUGAUUUAUAAUUCUGCAUUUGGAUUUUCAUGGGGCCCGCUCGCAUGGCUGUACGCAAGUGAAAUCUACGCCGAUUCAUAUACCCGAUCCGUUGGGGCCUCGCUUGGAACAUCGAUCAAUUGGUUCAGUAACUUUGUUGUUGGAGAGCUGAGUCCAGAACUGUUGGAUAUUAUUACUUGGAGAACUUACUUCAUCUACGGCUCGUUCUGUUUUGUCAGUUGUGCCGUGGUGUAUAGAUUUUACCCCGAAACCACAGGUGUCGAGCUCGAGGACAUGGACAAGCUGUUCGAGGAGUUCGAGAACCGUUGA